This is a messenger RNA of Manduca sexta (tobacco hornworm), 1241 nucleotides long. It is a transcript of the gene Tango2, whose product is annotated as transport and Golgi organization protein 2. The transcript is spliced from 7 exons. Bases 359 to 1186 code for a protein of 275 amino acids. The record is from RefSeq and is a predicted model, not a curated record. Lineage: Eukaryota; Metazoa; Arthropoda; Insecta; Lepidoptera; Sphingidae. Gene Ontology annotation, biological process: Golgi organization; protein secretion. Gene Ontology annotation, cellular component: Golgi apparatus.
UUGGCUCCGCUGUUGACCGGCUGACCAUUGUUUAUUUUUAAUUUUCUUUUGUACUUUGUGAACAGUAUUAUAUUAUAUAGUGUUAUUUUGCUUUGUACUUUAAUUCGAGAGCAGUACUAAAUAUAGUACUACAUACAAAUGUAUUAAAUUGUUCAAACAUAACAAAUGGAAACAUUAGAUACGAAAUCAAAACGGGCUAUCACAAACUAUAUUAUCUUACUGGGAGCUCGUUUAUUGAAGCAAAGGUGUAUUAAAACUCUUAUCAAAUAACAACUGAUAACACUUCGCAUUCAAAUCUUGUAUAAAUACGGACUCUGUACUUGUUGAACGUUGACAACAAUAGCUUCUGUUGAUAAAAAUGUGUAUUUUAUUUAUAUACAAUGGUUUCAAUGACCCUGAUAGUGACUACGCAGCUGUGGUGAUAUCCAAUAGAGAUGAGUUUUAUGAUCGACCUUCUUCUGCUAUGGCACCAUGGACUGAAGACUACACAGUUGUUGGAGGUCGCGAUUUACAAUCGGGUUGCGAUAAUGGCACUUGGUUAGGUUUCUCACCUAAAAGAAAAAAAUUAGGUGUCCUACUAAAUCUGCCUGGAAAACCUAAAGAUAAUGCAAAGAGUAGAGGAAUGAUUGUGGCAGAUUAUGUAAGAAAUGACAAACCAGCUACAUUAUAUGUGGAAGACAUGAAAAAUGAUGCAAAGGAAUGUAAUGAUUUUAUUUUUGUUUCUCUGGAGCUCAUCAAUAGUACUCCAACAAUCCAAGCAUACAACAACGUAACAGAUGAAAUAAUAGCAUAUACUGACACUUGUGUUGGUUUUGGGAACAGUUUACCCCAAAAUCCUUUGAAGAAAGUUGAAGCUGGCAAACAAAUGCUACAACACAUUUGCACUAAAUACAAAAAAGUGACCAUGAAAAAAGCUUUUAUUGAAGAAUUAUUCCAUUUAUUAAAGUCUGAAGAAAGACACCUACCAGACCAACAGCUGGAAACUCGAAGGCCUGAUUUGUAUAAAGAACUAAGUUCAAUAUUUGUUUGUGUACCAAAAGGAAGAUAUGGUACAAGAACACAUUCACUACUACUGAUAACAAAAGGGGGACAUGCAGAUUUGAUUGAACACACAAUGCAAGAACCAAUAGAUCCACUCAAUCCUACAUGGGUAAGAAGUGAAUUUCAAUUUGAUAUUGAAUUCUAAUUAAAUGACAUUGUAUUAUUUGUUUGUUUUAAGUAAAACAAUUUGUACAUUAAAA